CCGAGGGGCCCACAGGGCCGCAGGCACCGCUCUGGGACCGCCGCCUCCCGCCCGCCCCUGCGCAGUCCGCCCGAGCGGGCCCCGGCGCUGGGAGAGUCCGCUCUGCUGACUGCAAGCUAAGCCAUUGGUGGUGGCACCCCAGAGCCAUAUUCUCCUAGAGAUUUGCAGUUGUUAAGAGAAGAGAGCAGUCAUCUAGAAGUUGUCUCUCUUCAUUGCAGCCCCACGGGCCUGGGGUUUUGCUGAGGAGCACUUGGUUGUUGGAAAUCUCCCUUCAAAGGACUCACGAUGGAGACAUCAAAUGGAGCGACAAACUCUUCUGAAGUGGUGGUGGUGAAGCCAUCUGGUUCAUCCACCAAUCCUCCGGCGCGUGUGUCUAGUGUGCAGAAGGUUGUGUCAAGUGAUGGGGAGAUGGAAGCAAUCUCUCCUGCUUCGAAACCUCACCCACCAGUAGUGGGCAAAGUCACUCAUCACAGCAUUGAAUUAUACUGGGAUCUGGACAAGAAAUGCCAAAGAAAAGGACCUCAGGAACAGUGGCUAAGGUUUUCAAUUGAAGAGGAGGACCCCAAAAUGCAUACUUAUGGUAUCAUUUAUACGGGCUAUGCAACAAAACAUGUUGUCGAGGGUUUGGAACCUAGAACAUUGUACAAAUUCCGAUUAAAGGUCACCAACCCUUCUGGAGAAUAUCACUAUAGUCCAGUCGUCUCCGUAUCUACAACCAGAGAGCCCAUGAGUAGUGAGCAUUUCCAUCGAGCUGUAAACGUGAAUGAUGAAGAACUGCUUGUCCGGAUACUUCAAGGAGGCCAUGUUAAGGUUGAUGUUCCCAAUAAGCUCGGCUUUACCGCCCUAAUGGUGGCUGCCCAGAAAGGUUACUUACGCCUGGUGAAAAUCCUGAUUAGUAACGGGACUGACGUGAACUUGAAGAAUGGAAGUGGGAAGGACAGUCUGAUGCUUGCUUGUUAUGCUGGACAUCUGGAUGUUGUCAAGUAUCUCAGAGAACAUGGGGCCUCUUGGGAGGCCCGUGACCUGGGAGGCUGCACAGCCUUGCACUGGGCCGCUGAUGGAGGUCACGCCAACAUCAUUGAAUGGAUGAUUAAGGAUGGUUGCAAGAUUGAUGUUUUAGAUACAGGUUCAGGAUGGACACCACUGAUGAGAGUGUCUGCGGUAUCGGGAAACAAAGAGGUGGCUUCCCUCUUAAUUGACGCUGGAGCAGAUGUGAACGUGAAAGAUAAAGAUGGGAAGACACCCUUAAUGGUGGCUGUAUUAAAUAAUCAUGAAGAAUUGGUUCAGUUACUUUUAGAAAAAGGAGCAGAUCCAAGUGUUACAAACGAGUUUGGCAAAGGUGUCCUGGAGAUGGCUCGAGUGUUUGACAGACAGAACGUAAUAACCUUAUUAGAAGACCAGAAGAGAAAUCUCAGCCUGAAGAAGCCCUCUUUCUUAAGCUGAGCUGUGAGCUGCUUUUCUCAAGACGUCCACAUGAAGGACACGGAACCAAGGGCGUGGGGCUUUAGACAAGUCCUCUGGCUGGGAAGGAAGGUUGUGAUACCAAUUGCUUAUUUAGUUGUAGAUUCUCGGUGACUUUUUGGAACAUACAACUCUUCUCAUGUUCAAAUACAUCUUUUUAGCUACACAUUCA
Molecule: messenger RNA, 1633 nt
Organism: Sarcophilus harrisii (Tasmanian devil)
Lineage: Eukaryota; Metazoa; Chordata; Mammalia; Dasyuromorphia; Dasyuridae
Gene: FANK1
Product: fibronectin type III and ankyrin repeat domains 1
Exons: 13
Coding region: 286-1443 (385 amino acids)
Biological process (GO): regulation of apoptotic process
Cellular component (GO): nucleus
Molecular function (GO): protein binding
Source: RefSeq, a predicted model, not a curated record